Molecule: messenger RNA, 1383 nt
Organism: Lactuca virosa
Lineage: Eukaryota; Viridiplantae; Streptophyta; Magnoliopsida; Asterales; Asteraceae
Source: the annotation of a GenBank genome assembly
AUGAUGGGUUUUGUGGGGUUGAAGCUACUGUUUAUCGGGGUUGUGUUCUUGUUGUGUUUAUCUUCUUGUUACUCUCAGUUUAAUCCGGCGGAUAAGUAUUCGAUUGAUUGUGGAUCUCCGAGCAACACCACCAUCGGCAAUCGGGUCUUUUUAUCUGAUAGUUUGGCUUCGAGUUUUCUUUCAACCCCACAAAAUGUUUUGGUUGAUACUUCUGCAAAUUCAAUUCCUUCAUCUGAAUACUCUCCGCUGUAUAAAACAGCAAGAAUCUUUACACAAACAUCUACAUACACUUUUCGAAUCACUCAAAGCGGUCGUCACUGGAUCCGUCUCUAUUUCUUCCCAUUCUCCGCCAGUAAUUACAAUCUAACCACCGCAGUUUUCUCCGUUUCAACUCCAGAUCACUCUCUGUUGAGCGAUUUCAAAGCCGAAGGUGUUCAGACCAAAGAAUAUUCAGUAAAUGUCACCUCCGGCGACCUUGAAAUCACCUUUACACCUACCGGGAGUUCAUUUGCUUUCUUGAAUGGUUUAGAAGUUGUUUCGGUUCCAGAUCCGUUGAUCCCCGAUGAUGCAAUGUCCGUCAACCCUCCGACAAACUUCAAAGGGAUGUUGAAUAAGGCGCUGGAGACGCUUGCUAGGGUGAACAUGGGUGGUCCGGUGGUCACAUCCCGGAAUGAUUCAUUGUGGAGGUCUUGGGUUACUGAUCUGAGCUAUUCAAAGAACCGGAAUUUUGAAUCGAAUGCUUCAAAUCCCACCGCUGUUAGAUACCCAGCCGCCGGCGCUACUCAAGACGAUGCUCCGAUCAGCGUCUAUGGAACCGCCGCAACGAUGGCAUCUGAAAGCGACCCAAAAGCCAAUUUCAACGUCACCUGGGAGUUCCCGGUGGAUCGUGGAUUCCAGUAUCUCGUCCGCCUCCAUUUUUGCGAUAUCGUAAGUACUUCUGCCAAUACACUCUACUUCAACGUCUACAUCGACGACUCCAAUGUUCUACCCGAUUACGAUCUCUCCACCAAGUUCGGCGGAAACUUAGCCAUGGCGUCUUACUCCGAUUUCGUAACCCAAUCGCUUAACAAAAACCAAAUUCGCAUCAGCAUCGGCCCUUCCACCAUCAAAGACGUUUACCCUAACGCUAUACUGAACGGCGUCGAGAUUAUGAAGUUGAGUAAUUCCGACGGUAGUCUUUCCGGUGGAAACAUCCCGUCCUCCAAUUCUAGCUCUAAAAAGAACAUCGGUCUGAUCAUCGGUGUAGUCGUCGGAGUUCUUGUAGCACUUUUAGCAGCAAAUACUCCAAUGGAACAACCAUUAGUGCUGGCUCAAACUUCAAUUACAGGUGUCCAUUCGCAGCAAUUCAAGAAGCCACCAACAAUUUUGACGAAAGCUGGGUGA